Geosmithia morbida is the source of this 1239-nucleotide messenger RNA. Its product is annotated as O-methyltransferase. The record is from RefSeq and is a predicted model, not a curated record. The transcript has 2 exons. Gene Ontology annotation, molecular function: O-methyltransferase activity. Bases 1 to 1239 code for a protein of 412 amino acids. NCBI's taxonomy places the organism in Eukaryota, Fungi, Ascomycota, Sordariomycetes, Hypocreales, Bionectriaceae.
AUGUCGUCGUCGUCUGAGGUUGAUAAUAUCGUCGCGAUUCUCAAGGGAGUCGAGGCCUCCUCCUUCCAGAGUGAGGCUGACCGCGUCCGUUUUCGUGAUGCGCUCUUCGCCACGCUUAGAAAGGUCCAGACGCCAUGGGACAUUGUCUGGGAGCACAACUGGGUCAACGGUACCACAAAUGCCAGCAUCAAGACCCUCAUCGACGCCGGCGUCUUCCCCAAGAUGGUGGAGAAUGACUGUGCACCCAAGACGUCCGCCGAGCUGGCCAAGUUGACGGGUGCCGAUGAGAAGCUUCUCUGGGGUCGUCAAUCUGCACCACGGAAGCUAAGACGCAGAAACACUCUAGGCCGCCUGUUGUCACAGAUCUCCGGACAGAAUCUCGUGAUCGAGACUGCCGAAGACACAUUCGCGCCCACAGAAUGGGUCAAGGGCCUCGUGGCCGACCCGGCCCUGAACUCGACAUACGGCAGCUUCUACAGCGACCUCAACAGCCCAAUCUUCUGCGCGCUGCCGUUCUUCCUCAAGGAGACGGGCUUCAGGAACCCGACCGACGCCAAUAGCUCCAACUUCCAGUACUGGCAGGCCGACCCCAACAUCAACUUCUUCAACUUUGUCGGCACAAACAAGAAGCUGACGGCAUCCUUCAACGACGCCAUGGAGUGCCACUCCAGGUACAACCUCACUCCCUGGCCCGAGGUGUACCCCACCGAGACCCUGGUCGCUGAUCUGAAGACUGACCGUCCCGUCAUCGUCGAUCUCGGCGGCGGCAAGGGCCACGACCUGCAAAAGUUUAGCGACCGCCACCCAGACCUCCCCAAGGGCUCACUCGUCCUGCAGGACCUCGGCGAUAUCCUGACCCAUGUGAAGACGUCGGAUUCCAUCUCGGUACAGCCGCACGACUUCUUCACCCCCGAGCCCAUCAAGGGCGCCCGCGCCUACUUUAUGCACAACGUCCUGCACGACUGGGAGGACUCCAAGGCUGUCAAGAUACUGAAAAACAUUGCUGGCUCGAUGGAGAGAGGCUACUCCAAGGUCCUGAUCCACGAGAGUCUUGUCAGCUCUGUUGCCCCUGCUUCUCGGGUCACCGUAUCCGACAUCACUGUCAUGGCCUGCUUGUCGGCAAAGGAGAGGACCGAGAAGGAGUGGCACAGCCUUCUCGAAGAGGCUGGCCUCGAGAUUGUCAAGAUCUGGAGGCCUAUCCACUCUGUUGAGAGUGUUAUCGAGGCCGAGCUCGCAUAA